Corylus avellana is the source of this 1202-nucleotide messenger RNA. RefSeq names its product protein BIG GRAIN 1-like B. Gene Ontology annotation, biological process: auxin-activated signaling pathway. The record is from RefSeq and is a predicted model, not a curated record. Lineage: Eukaryota; Viridiplantae; Streptophyta; Magnoliopsida; Fagales; Betulaceae.
CCAACACCUCAGUCUUGUCCUCUCUCUGUUCGCCUCCUCUGUGUUUUCUUCCCUUAUAAAAAGAAAAACUCUCGGUUUUUCGUCUCAACAUUCCAUUGUACAUCAUCACAAAGAUGUAUAGAAGGGAGAGAUCGCUACGAGAAGACACAAUCCCACAAAGGAGGAGAACCCCAUCUUUCUCUUCCACUCUCCUCGACGCUAUCUACCGUUCCAUCGACGAAUCCAACGCCGACGAGGCUCAUUUCAAAGAAACAACCACCAUGUUCAAGAAACAGAGCAGCUCUAGAGCUAAGCGUGGCGCUCGGGUGGUACAAGAGGAAAAGGAGGCGAUGAAUCUUCGCCGAGCGGUCUUGAUCGAAGAUUGGAUGGAGAAGCAGAGCAUUCGCAGCUCUGUGCUCUUCAACUCAACCUCAACCUCCUCAGAGUCUAGCUCUGGCGCAGCCUUCUCAUCCUCCGAAACAGAGUCAAGCUACAAACACAAAUCAAAGCCCAAAUUGCAGAGCACCAAGAAGCAAUUGAAGCCGGAGUAUAGGAAUUCAGAGAAGCAGUCCAAGCCGAAGAUUGAGGGUGGUUUUUCAAAGACCAAACUACGGGCAUUGAAAAUCUACGGUGAGUUGAAGAAAGUGAAGCAGCCCAUUUCACCUGGCGGUCGCAUUGCUAGCUUUCUCAAUUCCAUUUUCAAUUCGGAUAAUGUCAAGAAAGCCAAAAUGUGUUAUGUUGGAGCUGUGGAAGAUGUGAACUUGGAGCCUAAAUCCAAGGCUGCGUGUUCUUCGGGUGCUUCAUUUUCGAGGUCUUGCCUGAGCAAAACCCCUGCUUCAAGAGCCAAAAUGAGCAAUGGCAUCAAAAGGUCCGUCAGAUUCUCUCCUCUUGACGACAUCGUCGGUGAAGAUUCUCAGCCCUGCGGCCACAAAUGUAUCUAUGAAGAAGAUCCCUGCCUAAUGCCAGUUCCAUCUCUUCGAAAAAUUGCAAAAACUUGUUCUGUAAAGAAGAGUUUUAAUUUGAGAGGUUAUCGUGUCAAUGGGGAUGCUGAUGAUGAGGAUGAUGAUGAUGAUGAUGAUGAUGCUCAGAGCUAUUCCAGUUCGGAUUUGUUUGAGCUUGAUCACCUUGUUGGGAUUGGAAGGUAUAGAGAGGAGCUUCCAGUGUAUGAAACUACUAAUUUUCAAACAAAUCAAGCAAUCGCCAAUGGGUUUAUUUUGUAGUUC